Microtus oregoni (creeping vole) is the source of this 4136-nucleotide messenger RNA. It is a transcript of the gene Cnot4, whose product is annotated as CCR4-NOT transcription complex subunit 4. The transcript is spliced from 11 exons. Gene Ontology annotation, molecular function: ubiquitin-protein transferase activity; metal ion binding; RNA binding. Lineage: Eukaryota; Metazoa; Chordata; Mammalia; Rodentia; Cricetidae. The coding region runs from base 320 to 2047 and encodes 575 amino acids. Gene Ontology annotation, cellular component: CCR4-NOT complex. The record is from RefSeq and is a predicted model, not a curated record. Gene Ontology annotation, biological process: protein ubiquitination.
AGUCUUACCCUAAUGUAAGAUGGUGGCCCGUCUGGCUGUGGAACCCACCGAAAGCUGAGAGUCUCUCUCUCUCUCUCUCUCUCUCUCUUAGCCGUAAAGGUCGGACUCAGUGAAGCAGUCAGGCCCGGUUUUGAAGAGUUUUUUUCGCCGACUCUGGUUCACUGGUCUCCUGUGAGGACGCGGCUGCGCGUGGAGUCGGCUUAGGGAAAAGCGAGGCAAGACAGGCGGGUCUUCAGAGUUCUACAUUUUAGCUCUCAGUGCUGAAUUUCCUUCUCCCUUAAAUUAUUAUAAACUUUGCUGCUGUCUAACAAGCGUGAAGAUGUCUCGCAGUCCUGAUGCAAAGGAAGACCCUGUGGAAUGCCCUCUUUGUAUGGAGCCCUUAGAGAUAGACGAUAUUAACUUUUUCCCUUGCACCUGUGGCUACCAGAUAUGCCGAUUUUGUUGGCAUCGAAUUCGCACUGAUGAGAAUGGGCUUUGUCCUGCGUGUAGAAAGCCAUAUCCAGAAGACCCAGCAGUUUAUAAACCACUCUCACAGGAAGAAUUGCAAAGGAUAAAGAAUGAGAAAAAACAGAAACAAAAUGAGAGAAAACAAAAAAUUUCAGAAAAUCGAAAACAUUUGGCUAGUGUACGUGUGGUACAAAAAAACCUCGUCUUUGUUGUAGGUCUGUCUCAGCGCCUAGCAGACCCAGAAGUUUUAAAACGACCAGAGUAUUUUGGGAAGUUUGGUAAAAUACAUAAAGUUGUCAUCAAUAAUAGCACAUCAUAUGCAGGCUCACAGGGUCCGAGUGCCAGUGCUUAUGUAACCUAUAUCCGGUCAGAAGAUGCUCUCAGAGCAAUACAGUGUGUCAACAAUGUGGUAGUAGACGGCAGGACACUUAAGGCAUCUCUAGGGACAACAAAAUACUGCAGUUACUUCUUAAAGAAUAUGCAGUGCCCAAAGCCUGACUGCAUGUAUCUGCAUGAAUUGGGAGAUGAGGCAGCCAGCUUCACAAAAGAGGAAAUGCAGGCGGGUAAACACCAAGAGUAUGAACAGAAGCUACUGCAAGAAUUAUAUAAAUUAAAUCCCAAUUUUCUUCAGCUAUCUACGGGUUCAGUUGAUAAGAAUAAGAACAAAGUGACACCAUUGCAGAGGUAUGAUACCCCCAUUGACAAACCUUCAGAUUCUCUCAGUAUAGGGAAUGGUGAUAAUUCCCAACAGAUAUCUAACAGUGAUACGCCUUCACCGCCACCUGGUUUAUCCAAAUCCAAUCCUGUCAUCCCCAUCAGUUCAUCCAAUCACAGUGCACGGUCUCCUUUUGAAGGGGCAGUAACAGAGUCACAGUCGUUAUUCUCAGACAAUUUUCGCCACCCCAACCCUAUACCUAGUGGGCUUCCUCCUUUUCCCAGCUCUCCACAGACACCCAGUGAUUGGCCUACAGCUCCAGAACCACAGAGCCUCUUCACGUCAGAAACAAUCCCAGUAUCAUCAUCUACAGACUGGCAAGCAGCGUUUGGCUUUGGUUCUUCUAAACAGCCAGAAGAUGACUUGGGGUUUGAUCCCUUUGAUGUCACUCGAAAAGCCUUAGCAGACCUAAUUGAGAAGGAACUGUCUGUCCAAGAUCAACCUUCCCUGUCUCCCACAUCUCUUCAGAACUCCUCCUCACACACUACAACCGCCAAAGGUCCAGGCUCUGGAUUCCUGCAUUCUGCUGCACCUACAAAUGCCAACUCUCUUAAUAGUACCUUUUCAGUCUUGCCACAGAGGUUCCCUCAAUUUCAGCAGCACCGAGCAGUUUAUAAUUCGUUUGGUUUUCCAGGCCAGGGAGCCCGCUAUCCUUGGAUGGCCUUUCCACGCAAUAGCAUCAUGCACUUGAACCACACAGCAAACCCCACCUCAAAUAGUAAUUUCUUGGACUUGAAUCUCCCGCCACAGCACAACACAGGUCUGGGAGGGAUCCCCAUAGCAGGGGAAGAAGAGGUGAAGGUUUCGACCAUGCCACUGUCAGCCUCUUCCCAUUCAUUACAACAAGGACAGCAGCCUACAAGUCUCCACACUACUGUGGCCUGACAACAGAACUGAAAGGAGAGGAUUAGACUCUGGGGUGCUUGCAUGGGCAACUGGAUUUUUGCAUGAUUUCUUUCUGAUUUUGCAUUUAAUGUAUACACCCAAAAGAGCCAAUAUAAACGUUCCUCAUGCCUACAACUAGCGUGUACCUCAUAGUUGCUAAAGUAUUUCUUCAUUAGGCCUUUAACAUAAUUUAAUAGCAUAAUAAUUUUGACAUUGUUUCUCAUGAGUGAUACUAUUUUUAACUCAUACAAAUAAACUUACAGUACUAAUUAAGAUCCCAGAGGAGAUUAGCUAGACCUGUUCUUAUUCUAUUAUUGGAAAUAAUACAAAAGUAAUGGUAGUUCUUUGUUUUUUGGUUUGUGAAAAAAAAUGGUAAUAUUCUAAUCUACUCCUGAAAAUCUUGAAACAUUAAGAUAAUGUUUAUUGCAUUCUUUGAGUCUUUGAAAAGAAAGAAUACAUAUAAAGCAAAUCUGGUGGUGUCUACAAUGCUCAGAAAGAUGUUGUCAGCCAUUGUUUUUAGUUGCCUAGAUUUAUAUCAUAUAUUAUGCAUUACAUGUAUACAAACUGUUUUGUUCUUCAUUUGCACAUUUGCACUUUUCUUUUUGGAUGGUUGUUAAUUCUACAUAGAUGGUUAAAAGGUAAUUAUUAUGGCCUAAAUGCAAUAUAAUCUCUUUUCUCAUGCACUGCCUAGUAUACCAGGAAAUGCCUCAAAAACAGAUUUUCAACUUGUAGUUGACUUAUUAGAAACUUGAACAUGGGGUAAACAUUGUAUGUAAGUAGUAGCCAUAGCAGUGUAACAUUUUUAUUGAGCAAACAGUAGUUCUAGGUCUGUUUGGAAAUGUCAUUGUUAAAUAACUGACAUGUGAUGAAAGUACCUGGCCAGAAUAAAGCUUACAGUAGAGGAGAGAAGUUGGGUGUCCUAUAAAAUGAGACCAUAGAAGUUGUAAUAGAUGACCUUAGAUAAUCAAAGAACAAUGGACUGAGUACUUUAUAAAGGCAUAAUGUAAAGUGAUGUUUUUGAUAAUGCAAAGCUUCUUGAAAUAGUCUCAAAAAUGAUAAUAAAAAAUAAACUGAACUUAGUUCUGUGCAGUGGAUAAAAGCUAAUUUAAAAAAUAAUCACCAUAAAUGCCUCUGGGGAGAAAAAGAAAAACCUCUUGAGAGUUAAAAAAAAAAAAGUUUAAAAAGUAUGCCUUAAUUUGUUUUUUAAAAAGAAAAAGUAUUGUGAAUACCAAAAAUAAAUCAAACUAUUAUGUUAAAUCUAAACAUUUAACAUAAUAAUAAUAAAACAUCUUAUUUGAAGAUGUUGCUAAUGUUAUAUAGCAUUGGCAGUUUGGGGGUUACUUUUCAAUAUUAAAUAUGGUGACUUCCUGUUAUAUAUAACAAAAUAAAUGACUUCAUCCUGAGGUAUAGUGGAGUAAGGUGAAAAUUUAUUUUUAGUUUUUUUUUAAUUGGUUGAGGUCAUAGAAUUGACCAAUUCUCUACUCAUCUAAUUUGUGUUUUUAAGAGUUCAGCAUAAAUAUUAAUUUCUAGCUUACAUUUAAAAGUAAAUUUAUAGCAACAUUAUAAGAAAGCUACUGUCUUAGAAAAUACCAGUAUAUUACUGUAUGCCUAUUAAGCAUCAGCUUUUAAACAUACCUUAAUUCAAUUAUGACUUUUCUAUGUAUGCUGUGGGGUUGGAAAUCUGGCUCCUGGUAAUGAUGCUUUCUAUCUUAGCUUUCUCUAACUUUCAUGUGAGCCUUCCAUUGGCUCUGUUUCCUUAUAAGGCCACAGAGGGUGACUGGCUGUCUUCACUCACUUCUUUGUGUUGUGAGGGGUGCUGCUGAACAGAGCUGCUUUCCUUAGCUUUCUCUGUUCUUUUUCAUUUGAAAUUUGUCCAGAAAAUUUGUCCAAAGUUUUCCCAGACUUGCCCAUAGUCCCUGAUAAGUGUCCGAGACUGUCUCCUCCCUGCCUACUCUCUCCCCAUUUUCCUCCAACAUAGCUGUGAAAUCAGGAAAUGCUUCCUGGGCAAUUAAAAUUCAGCAUUAUAGCUUAUGUUAAAAACUUACUUUAAAUUGUUUUCUGUUUUUUUUUAAAAAAUUUCUAGAUCUUA